Molecule: messenger RNA, 2363 nt
Organism: Pelodiscus sinensis (Chinese soft-shelled turtle)
Lineage: Eukaryota; Metazoa; Chordata; Testudines; Trionychidae
Source: RefSeq, a predicted model, not a curated record
CGCGGGGCGCCCCAGCCAUGUUCACACAGCAGCAAUUCCAGCAGCAGCUGCUGCAGCUCCAGCACCUCCUCCAGCAGCAGCACCACCUGUAGCAACAGGGAGGCCGGGGUUUGCCACCACCUCAGCAACAACAAAUGUUGAACUUACGGGCAACAAAUCAAGCCUCACUCCUCAAUGCCAAUCCAAUGCUUCAGCGAGCUCUGCUCAUGCAACAAAUGCAAGGAAACUUAAGAGGAUUUAACAUGACAGCUCCAGCUCUGCAACAGUUUUUCCCUCAGGCUACCAGACAUUCCCUUUUGGGGCCACCACCUGUUGGGGUCUCAUUAAAGCCAGCUCAGCUGGGCUUCCCAGGCCUUCCAUUCCAGCGUCAGAAUCGAAUGUUUCGUAAGGAUUACCAGAGGGGCCCUGACAGGAAGCGAGAGCUGGAUCAGGCAUCCUCAUCUCAGCCACAAGGAGUUGAUGAGAAAACAGAAAUCUCAGAAGGUACCCAGGCUGGAUCAGAACAGAACAAUUCCUCACCCACAGAAUCAAAAAUUCCAGCAGAAUCCAUACUGGACACUGAGCCUGCAGCAAAGAGACUGAAGAGUGUGGAAGAAGUGCCCAUACUAGAGGAUGCUGCAGGCAGCCAGGAAGCAGAGGAGUCAAGCAUUGAAACCCAGGCAGAUGGACCAGGCAGCGUGAAGGAGAAUACAGCUGAAGAUGCCUCCAAGGAGAGAAAUUUCUCUGGGGAACUGAAAGUUCCAGAGGUAUUGAGUUCGGGGGGUGCGUUGAAAGUGACUAUUCAGCAGAGCAGUGAGAGCAGAGCUAUCAGCACCACAGCCCUGAAGCCAGCACACUGGGCCUGUGACCUGGGCACAGCUGAUACCAGUCCUGAAUCUGUCCUUAAAUUCUUCUGUUACAUCUGCAAGACCGAUUGCUGCAACCAGCAGAAUUUCCAAUCCCAUAUGGCUGGUAUUCAGCACCAGCAGCGACUUGGGGAGAUUCAACACAUGAGUAACGUCUGCUUUGUCUCGCUGCUUCCCAUGGUGAAGGAGCAGACGUUGAUGGCUAAGAAAGAUGGAGAGAUCCAGCAGCGAUGGUGUAAUACCUGCCAGAUACACUUUUCAGGGGAUCUAAUCAAACAUCGAAGGACCCAGGAACAUAAGCUGGCCAAACGCUCUCUCCGUCCCUUUUGCACUGUCUGCAGCCGCCACUUCAAGACCCCUCGCAAGUUUGUGGAGCACAUGAAGUCUCCGGAGCAUAAGCAGAAGGCCAAAGAGGUGAGGCUGGGCGAGAAAGAGCUAGGUGGGCCAGAGGACUCAGAGGAGCUAAUCACAGUCGAUGCUAUUGGCUGUUUUGAAGAUGACGAAGAUGAGGAGGAGGAGGAGGAGGAGGAAGGAGCUGGUGAAGAAGGCGGCUCUGAGGUGGUGCAGACAGAGAAUGAAGAUCCUGUCAUCAACCAGGUUGGGGUGAAGGAAGAGCCUCCAGAGGACUGUGAAGGAAAUGAGAUUUACUGUCCAGAUACCCCCUAUGGCCUGGAUUUUCUGGUCCCCGUCGCAGGUUACCUCUGCAGGCUGUGUCACAAAUUCUACCAUAGUGACUCUGCUGCCCGGGUCACACACUGCAAGUCUCUGAUGCAUUUUGAGAACUUUCAGAAAUACAAAGCAGCAAGGCAGUGUGCUACAGCAGCAUCCAUGGAGACCUCUCUGUGCUCACCGGGCUCUGGUUUUCAGUCACCUGAUGUCCAGCAGCAGCCCCCGGCUGUUAAGACAGAAGAUGAAGCUGAGACCGUGAAUACCCAUCACGUCCCAGGAGAGGAAAUUACAGAAUUGGCAUUAAAAGAACAAGCCUCCAUGUCUCUAGAGAAUAAGAGUGAGCUGGGCCCCUCUGGGAGAAGGGCUGAAAGCCCAGCCAGUGAGACUGAUAUAUGUGGAGCCCUGGUCAUAGAGGAGGAAGGAAGUCAGGAUGAGAGUAGCAAGUCCCCCACCACUAGUGAAGACUGCCUGCUCUUAGAUGAAGACAAGGCCACAAGGGCAUUGCUGGGACACAGUGUAGCACACAGACAAAGAGAUGGCACAUACCAAGCCCAGUACCCAAUGAGUGAAGGGGAUUCUGAACAGGAGGCAGCAAGCAUCACAGGCCAGGAGAAAGAGGCAAAUAGAUGUUCUUCAGUCCCAAAAGCAGCAGCAAGUCUAACCCCAGCAGGGCGUAGACGUUCUGUUAGACGCAAACCCAGAUAGAGCAGCUUUAGAGCGAGAGCCGUUUGCAUACAAUAUUUGCUGGAAAUGUUUAUUUUCGGAGUCUUUUAAUAGAGCAAAAAACCUUCCACUUCAAUGCUGUUUUUACUUUAAAAAUAAACAAACUUGGCUUUAGUGUGUCUAAUA